AGAAUAUCCCUGUUCUUUGGUGUGCUUUUAUUUCUUGAAACCUCGGAGGCGAAAUCCUCCCCCCCCCCUCAUAAAAAAAAUGCCUGCUCCAGGUGAAAUGAAUGGUGAUGCCCCAGCUGCUCCAAGAUCAGAGCUUGAUGAACUUCAGCUCAAAGCAUCUCAAGUCACAGAUGAAUCUCUGGAAAGCACCCGACGGAUGAUGGCUCUCUGCGAAGAGAGCAAAGAGGCCGGUAUUCGAACUUUGGUGGCACUUGAUGAUCAGGGAGAACAACUGGAAAGAAUUGAACAGGGAAUGCAUCAGAUCAAUGCAGACAUGAGAGAAGCUGAGGAAAAUCUGGCAGGAAUGGAAAAGUGCUGUGGAUUAUGCAUCUUACCCUGGCAAAGGAGUGCCAAUUUCAAAGAGAAUGAAGGAACUUGGAAGAACCAAGAAGAUGGCAAAAUGGUUAGCAAUCAACCAAUGCGAGUUACUGAUGAAAGAAAUGGAGCCAUGGUCAAUUCAGGAUACAUUGGAAGAGUGACAAAAGAUGCACGUGAAGAUGAGAUGGAGGAGAACAUGCAGCAAGUGUCUGGCAUGCUUUCAAAUCUUCGGAACAUGGCCAUGGACAUGAAUUCUGAAAUCGAUAAUCAGAACAACCAAAUCUCUCGCAUCACAAAUGAGGGUGAUUCAAAUUAUACUCGCAUCCGCAUUGCUAAUGAACGAGCUGACAAGCUGAUGAAGUAAAUUGCAGGCAGCUGCUGUUGGGGGCAAAGGAAAUGCUGAAGAGACCAUAAUUUUCCCUUUUUUUGGAAAAAAAAACAAAUGCCUUGGUUCUGUCUUCCCCAGUUUUAUUGUUUGACAUCUUUUUGUUGUUGUUUCAUUGCUUGUGGAAAAGGGGUUCAAUCCUUGAUUUCAAACCAAAAAUCCUGGCUUAUUCUCAUCUGCAUGCAAAAUUGAUAUCAGCCUUUUACACCACAAAACUGAUACAACAUAUAUGAGUGAGGUAUGGGUCAUGAUAAUUAUUGCAUGCAAAAAAUGGCUUUUUGAUGAUGAUGCAACCUGUCUUUCUGGAAUGAAAUCUUUUUUCUUGAUUCACCGGCAAAAUAAGUUACUUGAGGAAGCUUUCAUGAAAACACAAAUUCCCCUGUUGUUUUUGUUUUUGUUGCAAUGCUUCUCAGAGGAAUCCAGAGUAACCUUUUGCUUACAGCAACUUCAGCUUACAGUGGUUUCAUUUUGCUUCCUGAUGUGGUGUGAGUGUACCAGUAUUUAUACCAGCCCUUUUUGCAAGACUAUUGUGUGUCCUUGUGUACAAAUUUGCAUCAGCAAGCAGAGUUUCAGACUUGAAGUUUUCCAUUCAAGCACACAAUAGUUGUGAAAUGCACUAGAAAAAUGUUAAUUGAUUAUUGGUAAAUAUCCUGACAUCCUGUCAUAAUUUUAUCAGUUGAACUUCUGGAAUUCAAACUUCAAAAAAGGAACAAACAAAACAGUUUUUGUUGGGGUAAGUUGAAAAGAUGCUGAUUUUGGAGGACAGAUUUAAUUUGCCUUGUUAGUCCUCAAUUUUCUUUGACAAUGCAUCA
This is a messenger RNA of Notodromas monacha, 1554 nucleotides long. The record is from the annotation of a GenBank genome assembly. NCBI's taxonomy places the organism in Eukaryota, Metazoa, Arthropoda, Ostracoda, Podocopida, Cyprididae.